CAAGCUCCUCUCUCUCUCUCUCACAGCACACAAGAAGACCAGCACUGAGCCAUCCUCCCUCUCCCUCUCUCUCUCGUUCUCCCUCUCCUCCUUCUCGUCUGCUCUCCAGUCGGGGAGGGGGCACUGCUCCUGCUGUGUCGAUUGGUAGGCAGUUACAAACGUUACUAUUUUGAGAGAGUCAGUGUAUGUGCUCCGUGCGCAGCGGCGAACGAUCGGAAAAAAAAAAAAGGGGGGGGAAGAAGAGGCUGAGAAAGGCAGAGCGGGCUUUGCUUCAUUCUGCUGCAUGUUAAAUGCUGUGCAAGGAGGGGAUGAGGGAGCGCAGGGAGACUCGGACCCGCGGCUGAUGCCGAACCGUGCCGCUGAAUCCACGUAGAAGUAGAGGAAGCCAGGCUGUAAGUCAGGAGGUCGCGCGCCAAGGAGCUGUUGCAGAACCGAGCCAGAAUCUUCUCUGAUCAAAGGGUGAAAUAAGGCAAAGGGAGACAGGGAGGAGGAGGAGGAGUAGGUGCUGAAGAGGGUGAAAGCGAAAAGAUGGCGAGUUUUGGGAAACUCACAGACUACUUUAAUCGCCGUAAGUCUCGAGAGGAGCUACGGGUGGGAAGAAGCUCGCGGCGCAGUGGCAGUUACUGCUGCACUGUGGCAGAAGCCAGGUCGCUGGAAAGGAAGCUGCAGAGACCGAUACUGGCCAAGUCUCGUACUCUCCCCAGCAUCCCCCAGUCUCCGACCGUCUCCAGGGUCCAUCCCUCUGAUCUCAUUGGUGGGAGUCCUCCUCGCAGGAAGAACCCUCCCACUACCACCAGCCAGCCAAAGGCCUGCACUCUGCCGCCUGCAGGGGAGCUGUGGCGUUUAGAGGAUGACAUGGAGGGCGACGACGAGACCGAGCAGAGUGGCAGCACCGAGGCCCGUCCUCGAUCCCAGUCGCCCUUCUCCCACUUCCGGGCGCGAGCUGCUUAUCUCCGCAAGAGCGUGUCAGCAGACGACCACCUGGACAUGGGCUCCGACUACUGCGCAGGGACCGCAGUCGAGUGCAAACCAGCUCGUGGCAGCAAGGGAAAGCUGAAGAGAAAGUUUAGUCUGGGCUCUGCUGACCGAAAAGAGAAUCAGCAUAAGAAGUCAGAGUCAGGAAUCUCCAAAUUUACACAUCGCCUGUCCCUCAAAGAACGUCCAGCUAAAGCAGAGAAGACGUCCUUGGACAGACCUCCAUCGUACAGGAGACGAUCUCUUAGUGUGGAUUGGGCUGACUCUGGUAAGAUGACGCAGCCCAUGAGAGGGGACCAGGCCCACCAGCCGGCCUCAGCUCGCAAGUCAGCCAGUCUGUCCUCGCCAAGCGCAGCUCGCCGCCUAUACCGCAAUUUGUCUGGAAAGUUCCGUGUGGGCACCAACCCUCCUGCUCUGGAGGACAGUGUGGUGUCAGGACGGGGAGGAGACAAGGAGAGGCUACGCAAAACCACCAUAUUCCAGAGUAAUGAAGCACUGUUUGAGGCAGUGGAGCACCAAGAGUUGGACUUGGUGCAGCUGCUUCUGUCCCAGUACAGUUUGGAGGAGCUGGACCUCAACACUCCAAACAGCGAAGGCCUCCUGCCCCUUGAUAUCGCCAUCAUGACCAACAACGUACCCAUGGCCAAGCUUCUGUUGAGAGCUGGUGCCAAGGAGAGCCCCCACUUCGUGAGCCUGGAGGGCCGAGCGGUGCAUUUGGCCACUUUGGUGCAGGAGGCUGAGCAGCGGGUAUCGGAGCUUCAGCCCCAGGUGCGGAGCGACGGUCCCGGUGAGCGGGAGGGAUCCGACCGGGAGAGGCAGCUAAAAGCCUGGGAAUGGAGGCUCCGGCUCUUCCGACGCAUGCAGACAGGCUUUGAGCAUGCUAACCCUCCAGAUGCUCCCAGUGUUGUUCGCUUGUCUGUCAGCAGCAGCACCAGUCUAAAAGUUGACUUCCAGGAACCUCUCUGUGUCAACUCUGCUGUGGUUACCAAGUACAAAGUGAGCUGGAGUACUGCUCCUUUAUUCAGUCCUUUGCUGGGUGAGAUGAUAGUGGAUGACACCAGUCUGCUGCAGUGCAACAUCACUGGACUCACUUCUGGGACCUACUACUAUGUCCAAGUGGCAGCCUACAACAUGAAGGGCUGGGGGCCUCCACUAGUUUCCACCCCAGUCUGCUCUGCACCUUCCAGUUGGAGGGAUAUCGAUGGCCGCGCUCCACGUCAGAGAGGCCAGAAGGAGGCACUAGACCAGCUACUGGGGCAGAUAAAAGAAGCUCACCGCCACUGUGUCUGCCAUGAACAGUGCAAAGCGCCAACACAAGGCAGGAAGCACUCCGUAUCCAAAAGCCUGCGCCACCUCUUCCAACCCACCAGCAAAUUUGUUAAAAGCUUGAAAAGAGGUCUCUAUCUGACAUCUAUAUUCUACAGAGAUGACAAUGUGUUGGUGACCCCUGAGGACCAGAUUCCUAUUGUGGAGAUUGAAGACUCCUACUCCAGCUCACUAAUGCAGGACUUUCUCUGGUUUACCAAGGUGUCCUAUCUAUGGGAGGAGAUUUCCUGGCUCCAGCAGUGUCUCAGUCCUUCCCAGUCAUCUUGUUCGUGUACGCUCCAGACACGUCUCAAGAUGCUGCAGGCUGUUUCCCAUCUCCAGGGAAUGCUGGGAACCCAGGACCUUGGUCAGGUAUAUUUUGAGCCAAUCAAAGACAAGCAUGGUAACGCCCUGCUGGUGCUCCUGAAGGACAUGAACGCCUGUCCCAACCUGGAUGGGGUACGUUGGACACAGCUUUGUAAACUGCAGCUCCAGCGCAAGUCUAUCUCAUCCCCUGAAGAGCCCACAGCCUUGGACAUGCUCCUCAUCACACUACAUGAGAAACUGGCGUAUCACAGACGUAGUAGGAAGCUGUUGUCUCCAGGCCUCUACCUGGGCUACCUGAAGUUGUGUACAUCUGUGGAGCAGAUCAGAGCACUGGUACCACAGAAACUCCCCAACAUCCUCUGUCAUACCAAAAUCCGGGACAACUGUAACGUGUCCAGAGAGGAGUGGCAGUGGCUGCAGGCCCUCAGCUCUCUGGAGGAGUCGUUGGAAAUGGACCAUGACGUACAGAGCGCUCCCCAUCGCCUCCUACAGGACCUGCGCAGUGCCAUCAAGGACCUGAUGGCACACAUCAAUGUCCCUGGCAAUCAGGCACAAGACUUUCGUAUCUACAGCCAGGAAGUGCUGGAGUUUGGGGAGAAAGUGUCUUUCCUGCUGCUUCUUCCACCUUCAGAUGAAGUGUGCACAGCUCCUGGUCAGAACAACCCAUACUCCCCCCGCUCCGGCUUCCUCACCCUGCCCCUGCAGAUCUUCGAACUAGUCCACUUUAAUGCCUAUUGCCCCAGUUUCAUUGGCCAGUACUGCCGGGUGUCGGCUUUGCUGGAGCUGGAGUCCCUCAUGUCCCAGCAGGCACUACGUGAGGCCUUCUCUGAAGCUGAGCUCCUUGCUGCUAAGAAGAAACACCAACAGGUCCAGGAGCAUAUACAGCAAAUGGAGGAGGUGUGGCGGGAUGCGAGGUGGAUAAUGGAUGCCCUUCAGUACGCCCGCUACAAGCAGCCAACAGGAGGCAUCUCCAUAAGCUGGAUCAUUGACUUCUCCAAAGAAGUGAUGCCUGACAAGCCCCCCUCUACCUCCUCUCAGCCUGACUUCAUGCCCUCCCCCAUGCCUUCACCUGAACCCUGCCGCAAGCACUCAGAUUUUGCUGGUCUAUCGGACGAGGAGGGCUCCUCUGAAGUCUUCCUCACCACCGACAGCGACUACGAUUCCAGCCGUGCCCAGAGCCCCCGUGAGCUCGACCUGUUGCCCCCCUCGCCCCUCUCGUCCUCCGCCCCCCUGGAGCCCCGCGGUUUCCUCCGUAGUGAUGGGAGCGGCUCGGGGGGAGGGAUGUGCCUCGGCGGGGGCGGACGAGGAGGAGGAGGAGCUCUACGGGAUUCCACGCCGGACGUCCUCCAGGCCUCCGAGCCGCAGCACGGCAGGGAAGGUGAAAGGUGCGGUGGAGGUGGGGGUGGAGGUCGGUGUGUGGCGGAAAGGCGAAGGGGGGCACCGGAGCUGUUUGACAGUGACUUCAUCCUACCCAGCAGGCAGAUCGAGCUGCUGCACAUCACAGAGAAGAGGCAGGCGUUCUGUGUGAGGACCAGCAGCCUGGAGUUCCCUUCCACCACGUCGGCCUACCAGCAGCCUUACUCCCACCACACUGCCUGCCCCUCACCCUCCACCUCACCGCAGAGAAGAUAUCACAGGCCUUCCUCAGUGGAUCGUUGUUGUUCUGCAGAGCGCUGUCUGCCACAGCUCCCACCAGCACGUACGUUAUCAGAGGACAGCGGCACCCAGAGACUCUCCUCACCAUCCCCUGCUGCUCUCAGGAAAGGCUGCCAUGCCACGCUCAGAGUGUACCCACAGUAUCACACAGGCCUGCCCAAGGAGACCAGUGUUAAGCUUUGUGUAACUCCAGGCACAUCGGCGCAGGAGAUGGUGCAGCUGGUGGUUCAGGAGAUGAACGUUGUAUCACGGCGCAUGUUGGGGAACAGCGGUGGCGGUGACAUACAGGAGCAGUGUGUUUACUACGCUCCUGAACAGUUGAAGCACUUUGGCCUGGUGCUGGUCGUGGACAACAGAGAAAAGUGGCUUCAGGACGACUUUUGUCCCCUUGAGCUCCAAAACCCCUGGCUAAGGGGCAAACUGUGCGUUCGCAUUAAGGAGUAUUCACCACUAGCGCUCAAACACAGCCGGGCCACCACCGUGUGACAAUUCCAGGAGAGAGAGGUGCAAAGAAAAAGUUCAUUCCGUGUCCUUUUUCGAUAAAUGAUGGAACCGUUGCAUCGUCUCCCUCUCACUGAGGUGACAUCGUCCUCAACUGCAGCUAUAACAUGUUGUUAUUUUGUUCUGCUGCGUUCUUGUUAUCUGAACUGUUACUCUGAGAAUCUGUUUCCAUGAAAUCUGUUCUCCCGUACGUAUUCCAUCAGAGACCCUCAUAUGGACACCAAAUGAACAAUAACAAAGCGGAACAAAGAGAAAACGUUUUUUAGUGUUGUCAGAAGUCAUUGGGCAAAAGAUUGUGAUGCUGAGCCGGCUUAAUGGAGCGUCACUUUGACUGCUGGCGCGAUCGACGCCAGCACAUCGGGCCGUGCACGUUGCCAAAAUGACACGGGCAGCACCAUCACCUCCCUAGCCGCACAUGGACGCGGCUUUGACUAUUAACUCUCUCAUUGUGUCAUUCCCAAAGAGCUGUCGGCUGCAGCCGUUCGGCCCCGUGUUCCCAGGAUGUGGGCUCUGGAGCCGGCCCAGAAGGCAGGAAGGAGCGGAGAAGUACAGAGGUGGCUGGCGUCUCCGCUUGGGGACGCAAUCGACUCGACGAUUUGGCCCGUCAGCCUGUCACUCAACUGCUCUUGGCCACUGUACUGUCUGGUAGCAAGCAGCCAAGCAAGGAAUAGAGAGCGUGAUAGAAAGGGAGAGGGUGAGGAGGAGGGUGGAGGCUGCAUGUUGUAGAACCUGGCACUAACUCUCUGGUGCUCUUUUUCUCCCUUUUGUAGCAACACGUCCUGUACAGUAGACUCAGUGGUAGUGUAGCUGACUAAUAUGACCAUCCCAUCUCGUGAAGAAACACUCAAUGAAACCAGCUAAUUUGGGUUGUCAAAACAGAGAAGAAGAAAAAAAAACAAGCAAUACUUUUUACUUUCUGUUUUUUUUUUUCUAAUUGAUGGGAAAAGCAUGUAAACCUUCCAGAAUUGUGCUGAGUACAUUUAAAGUACUGUAGUCAUGCUGUGCUAAAAGUUAACCAGUUCAGUGUUUUGUUGUGUUUGGUUCAGUGGUAUUCCCAGAUGCAUCAGAAAACGGUGCCCGUCAGUCUAGAGCACGGUCUCCCAAAGGGACUGGAGUGUGAAAGGGAUGACUCAAGUUGUUAAGAGGCCCAGUGUUUCAAAGCAAAGUUACACAUUUUGUAUCCCAGAUUGUCUCCUAAACUACUUCUAAAUAAGUUAUAUACUAAAGGACCUGCUAAAAGUUACUAAAGUCCAAAUGGACUAAAAUAUAUCCGUAUAUUUUAGUCCUAAUGACACAAAGGGGGCUCUUGACAAACACAGCCUGCAAGGUGAGACUCGUGACCAACAGAGACAUCCAAAUGCAUCACCAGGGUUAUCAAUAAUUCUACUAGCUGUUGAAGAGGAGGGAAAACAGCAAAGUUCAUAACCCAGCUGUCCUCAAAGCACAAGUACAGAAAUGGGAUAAACAAAUUAAAGCUCAUUAAUCUAAGUCUAAGCUUCCUCUAAAAAAGUACAUAAAUAUUAAAGCACAAACAUAACUUCUAGUCAGGCAGAUUUUGAAAACCACAUUUAAAGAUCACUUUAAUAUAAAUUACUUUCCAAUUUUGGCAAUGAGGUUCAAUAAUUUUUUUAUGAAAAGCUUUCAGGACAGACUCCCACAGAGUGAACGAGACAGUUUCAAUCAGGGCUACAGCCAAGGACUUCCACUGGCUCUGGUUCGGAUUUCAUUUAAUAGAAAUACAAAACGAUCAAUGCUGUUAAAGAAUAAAGACAACACAAAUAACUUUCAGGGACCUGUCUUCAAACAUUACAAUAUACAUCUGAACUGCAUUCAAUUACAUCUGUGACAUACCACAAAUGCUAAUCAGUGUAUCUUUGCCAUUUGUUGCACUGCUUUCCAACUGUCCCUCCUUUUCAGCCCGUCAAUCACACAUUAGAUGGCCCCAGAAUUGUCACUCUGGUAUCCCAGAAAAAGGAGGAGAAGGUUCAAACAUGUUGUGAAAUGAUUGAGUUUUAACCAAGUGACAACUUGUGGGGCUGAAAAAUGAAGCCAACAUGGAGGUGCCAAAGCUGAUUCAAACCAUGUUUUAAUGACUCUAUCCAAGUAGGGUUGGUAUCUAACCAAACAACAAGUGAAAAUGAAAGGAAACAUAAAACUAAAGUAUUAAAACAAUACUCGCAAAUGGAGCAACCACCCCAGACCCCCAUGGGUGAAAGUUUUGUCUGACUUCUGGCCUCUUCAACUGCAUAUAGUGACUGUUUGAAGUCCAAAUCAAGUCAGAAUUAUUUAUUUUGCGCAUUUAAAACAAUAGAAGUGGCCACAAUAAGUUUUCAAAUAGAAUAAUAAGAUUAACAUGACAAAGUUACUUAACCUAAACGUUAAGGUCAAAACCUUGAGAUAAACCCAACAAUUCCAAUUGAUGAGAUGAGGACCCCCUUUGUCAGUAAUAGACCUUCAGCAGAACCAGGCUCAGGGAGGGCAGCCGUCUGCCUGAACCAGCUGGGGUGAGGGAAGAGUGGAGACAUUUUCUAAUAACCUUAUAAGAGAAAUUAUGUUUUUUUUGAAAACAUAUUAGUGACUAUAACAUUGUAAAGUAAACACAAUUUGGACUUUUGUAAUACCUCACAAAGUAGUCUGUGGGCAGUCAGAACUAAACAUGCUAGUUUUUUUUUUUAAGUGAGUCUCGCCUUGCAAGUCCAUCCAGAGUUUCCAGUCACACCAAAUUCUUUCUCUGCUAAAUUAAUUCUCAGUACAAGAACUGUAAUUUCAUAUAAAUUGCCUUCAUUCUUCCUAAAAUUUAAUUGAGGCCUCUCAACAAGCUAAACUUUCCUUUUUUAGCCAGUUUCACAAAAACCUACUACAGCUGAAACAGAGCGGUCAUUUUUUAGUGGCGUUGUCUACAACUCCACAUUUCACAAAAAUUUAAUCUUCUGUGUUUUAUUUUUUCUAUGAACUAUCUUUGCAUUCCUUAUCUAAAAUGUCAGCCAGGCUCAGCAGCAUCGCACCGUUGUAAUGAGCUGCAGCAUUUUCAAAUGUAGCACGAGUGGGCGAGUUUGAUAGGUGAAGUGGAUGGACCUGGCCCUCAACUUACUGUAGCAAUCCAGGCUCACAUGAUGUUGCUGAACCUGUCAGAGGGAGCUAGGAGUGGCGCCUCUCAGAGUGUUUACAGAGUUUACUUUCCUUACACCUUCAAAAAUGUGUUUACGUGUAACUACUGUACAAAGAUGUCUUAAGACAGACUGACGUUAUAAUAAUUGGUUUUACCGAUGGCUUGAACUCUUGUGUUAGCGCUUAGAUGUCUUCUUUAUUCGCAUUGUUUAAAGCCGUUUUUACGAGGGCCAUCUGCAAAAACAAAUCACACAACCAGAAGCUGAACUAUGUACAUAAACAAACAAGACCAGAGGGUGAAUGUACUGUAUCUGCCCGAAAUGUGAAAAGAAGUGGAAGUGUGGGGGAGGGGGCUGUCAUUAUUACGGAGGUCAAAGGUCGGUGAAGUUGCAAGCUGUCGCCUCAAGUUUGUGUUGAAUGGGAAGAAGGGGAUUUAAAUUCCCUUUUCCAGUCAAAGAAAAUAAAGCCCCAUGUUUACAAGGAGCUGUUGGCAGAUCCAUCAGGCAAAGUCAUGAAGGAGACAUCACGUCACUUUUUUUAAAUCUAUUUUUAUUGAACAAUAAAUGAAUAUUACAAAAUGAAA
This is a messenger RNA of Acanthochromis polyacanthus (spiny chromis), 8455 nucleotides long. It is a transcript of the gene ankfn1b, whose product is annotated as ankyrin repeat and fibronectin type-III domain-containing protein 1. Gene Ontology annotation, biological process: establishment of mitotic spindle orientation; signal transduction; regulation of establishment of bipolar cell polarity. Gene Ontology annotation, molecular function: protein binding. The coding region runs from base 529 to 4749 and encodes 1406 amino acids. NCBI's taxonomy places the organism in Eukaryota, Metazoa, Chordata, Actinopteri, Pomacentridae. The record is from RefSeq and is a predicted model, not a curated record. The transcript is spliced from 23 exons. Gene Ontology annotation, cellular component: spindle.